GUACAAGUUUUUCCUUAAAUUCCACAUACACAUUCUUGUCUCUGUCUCUUCUUCUUCAUCCUUCGCCAAUCGUCAUUAUAACCAACUCUUGACUGUACUUCACUCACUUCCCAAUUCCCACUAUGACCAUUUCUUUUCAUCUCCUUUUCUCUCUCCUCCUCCCUUUCUCUCUCUCCCUCUCACGUGCCGAUCUUCCCGGUACCUGGGAACUCCUCGUACCCGAUGUCGGCAUCGCUUCAAUGCACACAGCCGUCACCCAUUUCGGCACAGUCGUACUCCUAGACCGUACCAACAUCGGUCCUUCCCGUCUCCUUCUCCCUAAACACCAUUGCCGGGUCGACCCGAAAGACAAAGUCUUAACCCAUGAUUGUUAUGCGCACUCAGCUCUAUACGACCCGACUACCAAUCAAAUCCGUCCGUUGAUUAUUCAAACUGACACGUGGUGCUCAUCUGGACAAUUUCUCCCUGACGGUACCCUCCUUCAAACGGGUGGUGAUUUAGACGGGUGGAAAAAGAUCCGUAAAUUUAAACCCUGUGAAACGACAGAGUUUUGUGAUUGGGAAGAGUUAAACGACGUCGUUUUAUCUCACGGAAGAUGGUAUUCUACUAAUCAAAUUUUACCUUCCGGUGAAGUAAUUAUUAUUGGCGGUAAAGUUUCUUACUCCGUCGAGUUUUACCCUCCGAGACAAAACGGUGCCGUUUUCUUUCCUUUUCUUGCUGACGUGGAGGAUAGACAAGGUGAUAAUUUAUAUCCUUAUGUUCAUCUCCUACCCAAUGGGAAAUUAUUUAUUUUUGCAAAUAAUAAAGCUGUUUUAUAUGAUUAUGAUAAAAAUCAAAUUUUAAAAAAAUAUCCACCGUUGGAUGGUGGGCCAAGGAACUAUCCAUCUGCGGGAUCAUCGGUUAUGCUUGCUUUAGAAGGUGAUUUUUCAACGGCUGUGAUUGUUGUUUGUGGUGGGGCUCAAUAUGGGGCCUACAUUACGAUGGAUUCCUCGGUUCCGGCUAAUGGUAGUUGUGGCCGGAUUACAGCUACUUCCGAUGAACCGGUUUGGGAAAUGGAGGAGAUGCCAUUUGCUAGGAUUAUGGGUGAUAUGGUGAUGUUACCGACGGGUGAAGUGAUUAUUAUAAAUGGGGCCCAAAAGGGUACCCAAGGGUUUGAUUUGGCAUCAAAUCCGUGUCUUAAUCCGGUUAUUUAUCGACCUGAUCAACCUGUUGGAUUACGGUUUAUGGUUUUGAAUCCUGGUACGGUACCACGAAUGUACCAUUCCACAGCUAAUUUGUUACCGGAUGGGCGGAUUUUACUUGCAGGUAGUAAUCCACAUUAUUUCUAUAACUUCAAAGCGGAGUUUCCGACUGAAUUGCGUCUUGAGGCAUUUUCACCUGAGUACUUAAGUUUGGAUCGAGUGAAUAUUCGACCUGAAAUAGCAAUGUCACCUAAAACGCUACAUUAUGGGGAGGAAUUCGAAGUAGAUAUGAAAGUAACUCUACCUGUGGUCGCACCCAUAGAAGUUAACCUAGGAAGUGCACCCUUUGCCACACAUUCAUUCUCUCAAGGGCAAAGGUUGGUGAAAGUAAACGUAAAACCCGCAGUCCCUAACAAUAAUGGUGGAUAUACAAUUACUUGUGUAGCACCACCUAAUAGUAUGGUGGCACCACCAGGUUACUACAUGAUGUUUGUAGUGAACCAAGGGGUUCCAAGCAUUGCCCAAUGGGUUCAAUUAGUGAUUUGAAGAAUUUAUAUAGCCUACAUACAAAGACAUUGUUAAAUAUGUGCAAAGUGCAAACUAUCCAUUGCAUUGAACUCAAAAAAAGUCUUAAAUUUUUAUUUAUAUUUGA
This is a messenger RNA of Amaranthus tricolor (Joseph's coat), 1833 nucleotides long. RefSeq names its product aldehyde oxidase GLOX. The record is from RefSeq and is a predicted model, not a curated record. NCBI's taxonomy places the organism in Eukaryota, Viridiplantae, Streptophyta, Magnoliopsida, Caryophyllales, Amaranthaceae. The transcript has a single exon. The coding region runs from base 123 to 1727 and encodes 534 amino acids.